UAUUUUAACAAGGGGAGCAGUGGAGGGAGAAAAAACAGAAAACACGGACUAGAGAAGGUGGCUUUGAAAGCAUGGAAUAUUUCAUGAUGCCGACAGAGAAGAUACCGUCCUUACAGCAGUUCAAGAAGACGGAGAAGGAUGUCAUAGGAGGUCUCUGCAGCCUGGCCAACAUCCCCCUCAGUCCAGAGACGGCCCAGGACCAGGAGAGACGAAUCCGCCGUGAGAUCGCCAACAGCAAUGAACGCCGGCGCAUGCAGAGCAUCAAUGCAGGCUUCCAGUCCCUCAAAACACUCCUGCCCCACACAGACGGAGAGAAACUCAGCAAGGCGGCCAUCUUGCAGCAAACAGCAGACUACAUCUUCACCUUGGAGCAGGAAAAGACACAGCUCCUGGCACAAAACAAUCAGCUCAAACGCUUCAUCCAGGAGUUCAGUGGUUCAUCACCGAAGAGGAGGCGAGCAGAGGAGAAAGAUGAAGGGAUCGGGUCUCCAGACACACUGGAGGAGGAGAAGGUCGAGGAGCUGAGGAGAGAGAUGUUAGAGCUGCGACAGCAACUGGACAAAGAGCGCUCGGCUCGUAUGCAGCUGGAGGAGCAGGUGCGCUCUCUGGACACGCAGCUGCACCCAGAGCGUCUGAAGGUGAUCACCCAGCAGGUGGAGGAGGAGCAGGCACUCAUCCAGAGCCAGACGCUGUUACGGCUGCAGCAGAUCCACGCCGCCGACAGACAAACACACAGUCCACAGGUGCUGGCUCCUCCCACUCCCCCUGCCCCAACCCAUCACCCCACGGUCAUCGUCCCAGCUCCGACACUAACCCAGCACGCCCACCAUCACGUCACUGUGGUGACCAUGAGCCCAUCUGUCCACACCAGCACUGUGUCCACAUCCAGACAGAACCUGGACACCAUUGUGCAGGCCAUCCAGCACAUCGAACGCACUCAGGAGAGGAGAGCCAGCGCCGAGGAGGAGCAGAGACGAGCUGUCAUCGUCAGCCCCGCCCACGUCGCCAUGGACACCGCCUGCUCGGACACAGACACUGACACAGAGGGAGAGGACUGCUCAAUGAAAUGAUCCACUCCACGAACGAACAUAUACACGCACACACACAUACACACAAACACUUAAAAUACCUACUCACUGUAAGAUUCCCUCCAGGAGCUAGACUACUUUUAAAAAAAAAAUCUGUCUUUGGCAUUAUCCAAACUCCUAAAUCCAGUGGUUAAGCUCGGUGUCAGUCUUGUACUGUAAAAUCUCUGAAGAUUGAAAACAUAGGAUGGUCAGCGUGCAGAGGAGGCCCUGUGAGGAUUUCUAGACGCUGUUUUUUCAAUGUCUGAGCCGGUGUGUCGCUGCUUGAAAACUUAGGGGUCUCCUUGUGUAAAAAGCUAUCAGCAUCCAUCCGUCCUUCAUGUGUGUUUAUGUGUGCUACAUACAGUCAUGGUAUCAGUUACCCGUCGUCACUGGCACGCUGACAGUAUUAUUUGUGCUAGAAAUUGAUGGAUUUAGCAUAACGGAAAGUUGAAUGUAACAACACAAUAAGCACGCAGCUCUUGAUUCUGAAAAGGGACAUGGAGUUGCAGUUAUUUCUUCCCCAGUCUUAAUUUUGUUUUUUCCUUCUUUUUUUUUCCUGGUUCCUUUACUCGAGUGCCAGUGGCCAUGAAACCCGACUUAAACUACAACUGAGGGCAUUUCUAAAUUUAAAAGUUUGGGACAAAUACUCACUUAAUUGCAAAGUUAAUUUUGAGGACACAUGUGGAAAGAAAUUUUGUCUGAUUUACUUGAAACAAAAGGAUGUGUUAUUGAUAUCUAAA
This is a messenger RNA of Seriola dumerili (greater amberjack), 1807 nucleotides long. RefSeq names its product transcription factor AP-4-like. NCBI's taxonomy places the organism in Eukaryota, Metazoa, Chordata, Actinopteri, Carangiformes, Carangidae. The record is from RefSeq and is a predicted model, not a curated record. Gene Ontology annotation, molecular function: protein dimerization activity; DNA-binding transcription factor activity, RNA polymerase II-specific; RNA polymerase II cis-regulatory region sequence-specific DNA binding. Gene Ontology annotation, cellular component: nucleus. The transcript is spliced from 7 exons. The coding region runs from base 72 to 1070 and encodes 332 amino acids. Gene Ontology annotation, biological process: regulation of transcription by RNA polymerase II.